AUGGCAAUCAACGGAGUAACAAAUGGAGCGCCAGAAGGUGCGAUAAACGGUGUGGCCCACACCGUAACAAAUGGCGCCCUCAAUGGAGUGACGGAGGCAGAUACCAACAAUGCUCGCCGGGAACCUGCACCCAUCGAAGCCACAGAGGCAUACAAAAAAUACCCCCUCGCGUACGAGUUGUCGAAGAUGCCCUUCCUGUGGCCACGUCGAAUGAAAGUGAUUGUCGCCGGAGCUGGCGCGAGCGCCUUGUCAUUGGCACAUGAAGUCCAAACUGGUGUGCUCAAGAACGUUGAUCUCCACAUUCUUGAGAAGAACCAGGGUCUCGGCGGGACAUGGUUCGAGAAUCAAUAUCCGGGAUGUGCUUGCGAUAUACCAGCUCACGCUUACCUGUUCACCUGGGCACCGAAUCCCAGAUGGUCGGAGUAUUAUGUCACGGCGCCGGAGAUUCUGAAGUACUUCGAAGAAGUGGCAGAGAAGUAUCAACUUAACCAGUAUAUCACGACCGGACGGAAGGUCGUGGGCGCUGAGUGGAACGACGAGAAACAGCAAUGGCUCGUCCACAGCAGGCAGACAGAUGGAAGAAGAACCGUUGUUUCGAGUCCUGGAAUCACAGAUGGUGAAGUUGGCGAGGACAUAAUCGAGGAGUGCGAUAUAUUCAUCAAUGCUUCCGGAUAUUUCAAUCACUGGCGUUGGCCUACAACCCCAGGCCGUGACGUCUUCAAAGGCCAACUCCUUCACAGUGCUGAUUACAAUCCGAAGACCGACCUCAAGGGAAAGAAGGUCGGGUUGAUCGGGAACGGCAGCAGUGGUAUUCAGAUUACAGCCGCCAUCCAAAAAGAGGUAUCAGAGCUGACUGUCUUCAUGCGCAAUCCGACCUGGAUCACGGCGAGCUUGGGCUCUAGUUUCGUUCCGGCAAAUGGGGAACCAUUUACGGAGGAGCAGAAAGCGUUCUGGGCCAAGAACCCUGACGAAUACCUAAAGUAUCGUAAGGCUGUCGAGAAGGAAUUGAACGAUGGCUUUCCCUUCUUCAUCCAUGGCACCAAAGCUCAAGCAGACGCGUUGGACUUUACGACCAAGGAUAUGAAGAGAAGACUCGCGAAGAAGCCCGAGCUGGCCGAGCUUCUGCUACCUACCUAUCCUGUGGGAUGCCGAAGACCUACCCCUGGAACCGGAUACCUUGAAGCACUCUGCGCGGACAACGUCGAAAUUGCUUGGGGAGAAUUAGACUCUUUCACGGCGAAGGGCAUCAAAUCCGCCGAUGGCACGGAGCGGGAGUUCGACGUUAUCAUCUGCGCCACGGGGGUGCCAAGAUGGCCAACGAUUGGAUUGAAUGGAGUGGACCUCCAGAAGAAAUGGAAGGAAGACCCCGCAGCGUAUCUUUCCGCGAUCGCAAACGAUAUGCCGAAUUAUUUUGUGUAUAUGGGUCCGGGUGCACCAGUGGGCCACGGCAGUCUCUUGCCCUCCAUUGAGCGCGUAACCCUCUAUAUCGUCGACAUAAUCAACAAGCUCCAAACCCAAAACUACAGCUCCUUCCUCCUCAAGCCAGGCAAGGCCAAGAACUGGCAGUCGCAGAUGCUGGCCUGGCUGGAGAAGACGGUGUGGGGCGACAACUGCCAGAGCUCGUUCAAGAAUGGCACAGUCGACGGCAAAUUGUACUCCUUCCACGGUGGCUCGCGUCUGCAUUAUUUUGAGUUGUUGAGGAUGCAUCGCUAUGAGGAUUUUGAAUGGAAGAGUAGGUGUCCGGAGCCGGAACUCGAAUUUGCUUGGCUGGCUAGUGGGUUUCUGCAGCAGGAGUUGCACAACAAGGGAGAGGAUAAUGUGUGGUAUUUCAACCAGGAGCCAGAGGUCUUGACGUCGUUCAUUGGAGAGUGA
This is a messenger RNA of Cladophialophora immunda, 1872 nucleotides long. RefSeq lists its product as uncharacterized. Lineage: Eukaryota; Fungi; Ascomycota; Eurotiomycetes; Chaetothyriales; Herpotrichiellaceae. Gene Ontology annotation, molecular function: N,N-dimethylaniline monooxygenase activity; flavin adenine dinucleotide binding; NADP binding. The transcript is spliced from 4 exons. The record is from RefSeq and is a predicted model, not a curated record. The coding region runs from base 1 to 1872 and encodes 623 amino acids.